Molecule: messenger RNA, 4625 nt
Organism: Dromiciops gliroides (monito del monte)
Lineage: Eukaryota; Metazoa; Chordata; Mammalia; Microbiotheria; Microbiotheriidae
Gene: RPRD2
Product: regulation of nuclear pre-mRNA domain containing 2
Exons: 12
Coding region: 40-4524 (1494 amino acids)
Biological process (GO): mRNA 3'-end processing
Cellular component (GO): RNA polymerase II, holoenzyme
Molecular function (GO): RNA polymerase II C-terminal domain binding
Source: RefSeq, a predicted model, not a curated record
GCCGCAGGAGGAGCAGCAGCGCUUGUGCAAGGGGGAAAGAUGGCGGCCGGCGGCGGCGGCGGAGGCGGCGGCAGCAAGGCCUCCUCGUCGGCCUCGUCGGCUGGGGCCCUAGAAUCUUCGCUGGAUCGCAAAUUCCAGUCGGUGACCAACACGAUGGAAUCCAUCCAGGGCUUGUCGUCCUGGUGCAUCGAGAACAAGAAGCACCACAGCACCAUCGUCUACCACUGGAUGAAGUGGCUCCGCAGAUCUGCCUUUCCACACCGACUGAAUCUCUUUUACCUGGCCAAUGAUGUUAUACAGAACUGUAAACGGAAAAAUGCAAUCAUAUUCCGCGAAUCAUUUGCUGAAGUGCUUCCUGAAGCAGCCUCUUUGGUGAAGGAUCCAUCGGUCUCUAAGUCUGUAGAACGAAUUUUUAAAAUCUGGGAAGAGAGAAAUGUAUACCCUGAAGAAACGAUUGUGGUACUAAAAGAAGCUUUGAGUACCACUUUCAAAACUCAGAAGCAGCUGAAAGAAAAUCUGAACAAACAACCGAAUAAGCUGUGGAAGAAAUCACAAACCUCCACCAACCCUAAAGCUGCUCUCAAGUCCAAGAUAGUCGCCGAAUUUCGAUCCCAGGCCCUCAUUGAUGAACUACUUUUAUACAAGCGUUCUGAGGACCAAAUUGAACUGAAGGAGAAGCAGCUGGCCACCAUGCGAGUAGAUGUGUGUAGUACAGAAACCCUCAAGUGCUUAAAAGAUAAAACUGGUGGGAAAAAGUUUUCCAAAGAAUUUGAAGAGGCAAGCUCCAAACUGGAAGAAUUUGUGAAUGGCUUGGACAAGCAGGUGAAGAAUGGGCCCUCACUGACAGAGGCACUAGAGAAUGCUGGAAUUUUCUAUGAAGCUCAAUACAAAGAAGUCAAAGUGGUGGCCAAUGCAUAUAAGACCUUUGCUAACAGAGUGAACAAUUUAAAGAAGAAACUGGAUCAGCUCAAGUCAACCCUACCUGAUCCUGAAGAAUCUCCAGUCCCUUCACCAAGCAUGGAUGCUCCCUCACCAACUGGUUCUGAGUCCCCUUUCCAAGGAAUGGGAGGAGAGGAGUCCCAAUCACCAGCUGUGGAGAGUGAGAAAUCAGCCACACCUGAGCCUGCUACAGAUAACCGGGAUGUAGAAGACAUGGAACUCUCAGAUGUAGAGGAUGAUACAUCAAAAAUCAUUGUGGAGGACAGGAAGGAAAAACCUCUUGAGAAGCCAGUUCUCUCCACGUCUGCACCCACUAAACUAACAGAAAGUGUUCCAAAGGCAGCACCAUGCACCACAGCUUCUGUGGCUGUGACAUCAACUCCACCACCACCAAAACCCAUGAGUACAUCAGUUCUGCCCCCUUCCCCUGCCCUGGCUUUGCCGAAUCUGGCCAACGUGGAUCUGGCAAAGAUUAGUUCCAUCCUUAGCAGUCUAACAUCCGUCAUGAAGAAUACAGGGGUCAGUCCUGCAUCAAGACCAUCUCCAGGCACUCCUACUAGUCCCACACACCUCCCAGGCAACCUGAAAGCGCCUGUUCCUACUACAACGACAUCUCACAAUCCUCUGGCCAACAUCCUCUCAAAGGUGGAAAUCACCCCAGAGAGCAUUCUCUCUGCCCUUUCCAAAACCCAGACGCAGGCAGCCCCUGCACUGCAAGGCCUGUCAUCCUUACUUCAGAGUGUUACUGGGAACCCAGUUGCUUCAAGUGAAACUGCUUCCCAGAGCACUUCAUCUUCCCCAGCCAACACCAGCAUCUCCAGCAUGAAAGGGAGGAAUCUGCCCUCAAAUACACAAUCCUUUAUGCCCAAAAGCUUUAGCUACUCUCCUAACUCUUCAACUCCUGAGGUGUCUUCAACUUCAGUUAGCAAGGUCCCUGUAGGACACAACCCAGGGCUCCCAACCUCAAGUUUUAAGCCACCAUCCAACUCUCUGGGGUUUUCUGCUUCCCACAGUGCAAAUGCUGCUAUUCCAUCUACUGAACCUGCUAUGGGGCAGUCCUCUGAGGUCACUAAGCCAAAGCUAGAGUCAGAGCCCCCUUCCCCAAGCCUAGAGAUGAAAAUCCAUAACUUUCUGAAAGGUAACCCUGGCUUCAGUGGGUUGAACCUCAACAUCCCGAUCCUCAGCAGCUUGGGGGCCAGCGUUCCAGCCGAGAGCCACCCGCCUGACUUCCAGCGAGGCCCGACAAGCACAUCCAUGGACAACAUCGAUGGGACUCCUGUCCGGGACGAACGCAGUGGGACUCCUACCCAGGAUGAGAUGAUGGACAAGCCGACAUCCAGUAACGUGGAUACAAUGUCCCUGUUGUCCAAAAUCAUCAGUCCCGGCUCUUCAACACCCAGCAGUACGAGGUCACCACCCCCAGGGAGGGAUGAUGGCUAUUCCCAAGAGCUGUCUAACUCUGUAUCUUCCUAUCGGCCUUUUGGCCUCGGUAGUGAAUCCCCCUACAAGCAACCUCCGGAUGGAAUGGAGAGGCCAUCCUCCCUUAUGGACUCACCACAGGAAAAGUUCUACCCAGACACCUCUUUCCAAGAGGAUGAGGAUUACAGAGAUUUUGAGUACUCGGGCCCCCCUCCCUCGGCCAUGAUGAACCUAGAGAAGAAGCCAGCUAAGUCUAUCCUAAAAGCAAGCAAGCUUUCUGACUCCGAUUACCAACCCAUCAUGUCCAGCUACAGCCACAGGACCCAGGAAUUUGGUGUGAAGUCUGCCUUCCCUCCAGCAAUGAGGGCUCUCCUGGACCCAAGUGAGAGCUGUGACCGUCUCUCCUCCUCUCCUGGCCUGUAUGGUGCCUAUAACCUAAGAGGAAAUGAGUCUGGGUCAGACCGGUCACCAUCCCCGAGUAAGAAUGAUUCGUUUUUCUCUCCUGACUCCAACCACAAUAGCCUUUCUCAGUCUGCCACCACACAUCUCGGCUUAUCCCAGAAGCAGUACCCAGACUCUCCUCACUCGAUCCCACACCGCUCCCUUUUCUCUCCGCAGAGCACCCUUGCCACUCCCACAGGCCGGCCACCCACAUCAGGCGUGGACAAAGUCCUGGCCUCCACCAUUUCUACCACUUCGACAAUUGAGUUUAAGAAUAUGCUCAAAAAUGCCUCCCGCAAGCCCUCUGAAGAUAAGCAUUUUGGCCAGGCCCCCAGCAAGGGUAGCACAAGUGAUGGGGUCAGCCUCGCCAGCCUGAGUUCCAGUGAUCAGCAGCAGCAGCCAGAGGAGCACUACCGCAUAGAAACCCGAGUCUCCUCUUCCUGCUUAGACUUACCUGAUAGUACUGAAGAAAAAGGGGCCCCCAUAGAAACCUUGGGCUACCAUAACGCCUCCAACAGGAGGAUGUCAGGGGAGCCCAUCCAGACAGUCGAGUCUAUCCGGGUGCUGGGCAAAGGGAAUAGAGGACAUGGGCGGGAGCCGUCAAGGGGGGGUUGGUUUGAGCUGAGCCCCUCAGGCAGCUCCUUUGACAAUGGCCCCUCAAGCGCCUCAGAGCUGGCCCCCCUCGGGGGUGGGGGAGGAGGGGGGCUUUCUGGCUUCAAAGCAUCGGCAUACAAGGAGCGGGCAUCCUCAUUUCAGGAAAGCGUCAGCUUUCGUUCCAGCAACUUCAACUCUACUUUUGAACACCAUCUCCCCCCACCCCCUUUGGAGCAUGGGACACCCUUUCAGAGAGAGCCUAUGGGGCCAUCAUCUGCCCCCCCUGUUCCCUCUAAGGAACACGGUGGGCUCUUUUCUCGAGAUACUCCCAGCCACCUGGCCUCUGUGGAUCUUUCGAACCCCUUCACAAAGGAAGCAGCCCUAGCCCAUGGUGCCCCACCCCCUCCUCCUGGGGAUCAUAGUGGGGUUCCCUUCUCUACUCCACCUCCUCCUCCACCCCCUGGGGAACACAGCAGCAGUGGUGGCAGUGGCGGCCCUUUUUCUAACCCUCCCCCUCCUCCUCCCCCUGUUGACCACUCAGGGGUGGUCUCCUUCCAAGCCCCACCCCUGGCAGAGCACAGUGGCGUGUCGGGGCCUGUCGCAGUGUUCUCCAAGGAGCAUAGCUCCCUCCUCCAAGGGAAUCUGGCUGAGCAUUUUGGAGUGCUCCCAGGACCCCGGGACCCCACACAGAGGGACCUCAACGGCCCCAGCCUCAGCCGUGUGCGUGAGGGCCUAAGCCUGCCCACACAUUCUCGGGAGCACCUGGGCCCAACCCACGGAGGAGGUGGGGGGGGCGGCAGCAGCGGCGGCCCUGCCUUGGGUCCCCCACACAGAGACACCAUCAGCCGGAGUGGAAUGAUCUUACGGAGCCCCCGGCCAGACUUCCGGCCUAGGGAAUCUUUUCUCAACAGAGACCCAUUUCACAGCUUAAAGAGGCCCAGGCCACCCUUUGCUAGGGGCCCUCCGUUCUUUGCACCAAAACGCCCAUUCUUCCCUCCCAGGCUGUUCAGCAGGUCAGAAGACAGAGCCAAGAUCCGGGGUCCUGGAUCUAGGACUCGGGCCAAAGACUCAAACCCCUCCCUCCCUGCCCCUCAGGAAGCUGUGACCUCUGUGGCAGCCCAGAAUAAAUAACCUUCUCCGAAUGAAAGCCCUCCUUCCACAGCCCACGGUCCGUGGUCAUUCUCUUUCGUGUCAUUCCUCCCUCCUUUUCAUUGUGACUAAUUCAAUAAACA